Molecule: messenger RNA, 2645 nt
Organism: Haliotis rufescens (red abalone)
Lineage: Eukaryota; Metazoa; Mollusca; Gastropoda; Lepetellida; Haliotidae
Product: zinc finger protein 260-like
Exons: 2
Coding region: 329-2362 (677 amino acids)
Biological process (GO): regulation of transcription by RNA polymerase II
Cellular component (GO): nucleus
Molecular function (GO): RNA polymerase II cis-regulatory region sequence-specific DNA binding; DNA-binding transcription activator activity, RNA polymerase II-specific
Source: RefSeq, a predicted model, not a curated record
CUCACAUCGAUUUCAUUCCCAAAAAUUGUGUAAUGUAGCACGCGAAGUCAGGAGUUUUAGGUCUUUUGCCAGGGCAUGAUCACUGGUAAAGGCAAAUGAGGGCGAAGGUAGCAAAUUCGUAAACUGGGCCGCGUCUCUCAUCCAUAUCACAAUAUUAUCGACGCGCAAAGGGAUUAUGAAUAACAGUUGUGAGCCAGGAACCAGCUUAGCAAGCUCGUCACAGCGCACUCUCCUACCCAGAGUGCCAUGCGAAGUUAUGCAAAGUCCACAGCGGCGGAGUGUGGUCGCUCACCCACUUUGAUUGAACACAAUAACAUAAACCUUGAUAAUGGAAGUACAAAGCCAGCCUCAGAAUCCUGGCUCUGUUCCUGAAACAUAUGUAAUCAUUUACUGUGAGAGAGCAUUGCUAGAAGCGUCGAAUCUCCACAACCACUCUGCCACUGACACAGAUGGAAACACUCGCUGUGACAAGGCAUUGCUGGAAACAGAUGACUGCAAGGAACACAACCAUAGUGCAAGUCCAGCAAAACAGUUUGAGUGUAGCAAGUGUGGGAAAAUGUAUAAGACGUCAGUUCAGCUGAGGAAACACAUGGAGUGUCACAAUGGCGUCUCGCUUCACAAAUGUAGUGAGUGUGGGAAAGAAUUUUCACGAACGAGUUACCUGCGCAGACACAUGAAAUGUCACAGUGGUGUCAAGCCAUUUCAUUGCACUGUGUGUGCAAAUGGUAAAUCAUUUCUGUUAUUAUGUCAACUACAAGCUCAUAUGAAACGUCACACAGGAGUCAGACCUUAUCCGUGUAGUGAGUGUGGGAAAGAAUUCACAACAAAUGGCCAUCUGAAGAGACACAUGAAAACACAUGAGAGUGGUCACAGUGAUGUAAAGGAGAAACCUUAUCAGUGUGGGGAAUGUGGGAAAGUGUUUGCCAGAUCAGGUCACUUGCAGAUACACAUGAUAAGUCACAGUAGCAUCAAGUCUCUUAGAUGUGGUGAAUGUGGAAAAGCAUUCUCACAUCAAGUGUACUUGCAGAAACACAGGAAGUGUCACACUAGAAAGAAAUCAUAUAAGUGUAGUGAGUGUAGGAAUACUUUUACACGAUUCUGUGAUUUGCUAAGACACAAGUCAUGCCACCAUGCAGUCAAGUCCCAUCUGUGUAGUGAAUGUGGGAAAACAUUCCCACGAUCCAACAGCCUUCUGCUCCACUUGAGGCAUCACAGGGUAAUUAAGCCUCAUGCUUGUAGCAAGUGUGGGAAAGCGUUUACAAAAAGAGGCGACCUUCAAAAUCACAUGAUAUCUCACACUGGAGUCAAUCCCUAUCAGUGUGGUGAGUGUGGGAAAGCGUUUACAAAAAGAGGCGACCUUCAAAAUCACAUGAUAUCUCACACUGGAGUCAAUCCCUAUCAGUGUGGUGAGUGUGGGAAAGCGUUUACAAAAAGAGGCGACCUUCAAAAUCACAUGAUAUCUCACACUGGAGUCAAUCCCUAUCAGUGUGGUGAGUGUGGGAAAACAUUUACAAAAAGAAGCGACCUUCAAAAUCACAUGAUAUCUCACACUGGAGUCGAUCCCUAUCAGUGUGGUGAGUGUGGGAAAGCAUUUACAAAAAGAAGCGACCUUCAAAAUCACAUGACAUCUCACACUGGAGUCGAUCCCUAUCAGUGUGGUGAGUGUGGGAAAAUAUUUACAAAAAGAAGCGACCUUCAAAAUCACAUGAUAUCUCACACUGGAGUCAAUCCCUAUCAGUGUGGUGAGUGUGGGAAAACAUUUACAAAAAGAAGCGACCUUCAUAAUCACAUGAUAUCUCACACUGGAGUCAAUCCCUAUCAGUGUGGUGAGUGUGGGAAAGCAUUUACAAGACCAAGUAACCUGAAGGCCCAUUCAAAGAUUCACAGUGGACUCGAGCCUUAUAAGUGUAGUGAGUGCGGUAAAGCAUUUACUCAUUUUAGUGCCAUCACAAGGCACAUGGUUCGUCACAGCGGAGUCAAGCCAUAUCAGUGUGAGGAAUGUGGGAAAACAUUUACACUGAGAGGUACUCUGAAUACACACAUGAGGGUUCACAGUGGAAUCAAGCCUUUCAAGUGUGCUGAAUGUGGGAGAGAGUUUGCACGAUCAAGUACCCUGCGGUCUCACAUGAAGAUUCACAGUGGAAUCAAACCUUUCAAGUGUGAUGAAUGUGGGAAAGACUUUCUACGAUUAGCUGACCUACAGUAUCACAUGAGGGGUCACAGUGGAAUCAAGCCUUAUGAGUGUGAUGAGUGUGGGAAAGGGUUUGCAGCUGCAAGAACCAUGAAGAACCACCAGAAGAGGGUUCACAUUGGAAUCAAGAUUGGUGAAGCUGGGAUGGCAGUUACAGAACAAGAAGCAUGAAUAAACAUGUCCUCUGCACAUCCAAACUGGAUUCAAAUAUAAUUCCCGACAAUGCAUAAGGGACUGGUCAUGUGACUCCUUAUUUGAUACCAUACCAUUUGUUUUUGAUAUAUGGAACAUGUGGAAAGCUCGUGGAAAUGUGGAUGCAGCAGUGUCAAAACCAAUCUCAUUAAAAUCAGAUCUUAGUUCUCGCUACCGCUAAACAAAGAUCUGAGGACAUCCGAUUACGGGUCACGUCAGACCAACCUUGCGCGAACUUUGACCAACCAAUGGAAUGACCAAU